AUGACGAACAGGAGACGAUUAGGGGUAGCCGCUGUGGCACUCCUAGUUGUGAUUGUUGUUGUUACCAACUUUUCAGUGUCGAGACUGAAGAACCUUCGACUUUCUAACAUCGACAACCUAGCUGGCAUGCUGUCACUUAUAUCCAAUGAGAACAGUAAGAAGCAAGAAGAGUUUUUCAAGAAGCUUGAAAAAAUGCAGCAACAGUUGUAUCUGAAGCAUGAAGAGAGAUUGAGAAACUUGGAGAGCCAGAACGAGUAUCUCAUUGAGCAGAUCAAGCUCAUGAGGAGUCCGCCGGACAAGUUUUCACUUCGUGAGAAAUUGGCUUUCAUAACGCCGUAUGAUCCAAAAACAAAGUUUCCUGCCUACAUCUGGCAGACAUGGAAGCAUGGUCUCAACGACGAUAGAUUUGAUGUUCAAUAUAGAGAAGGUCAGGCUCAGUGGGCUGUGAAAAACCCAGGAUUUGUCCAUGAGCUAUUCAAUGAUGACACAACCUUUGCAACCGUGAAGCAUUUGUACCAGCAUGCUCCAGAAGUUAUUGAGGCUUACAAACUGAUGCCUGAGGUUAUCUUGAAGAUGGACUUCUUCAAAUACUUAAUUCUUUUCGCUAAAGGUGGUGUUUAUGCUGAUGUUGACACUGUGCCACUACAACCAGUUCCAAAUUGGAUACCGGAUAACGUCUCUCCUACUGAGCUAGGCUUGAUCAUUGCUGUGGGAUCAGAUUCCAAACUGGCUAAAUGGAGGCUGGACACGGUCCGCAGAUUAGAGUUUGGAAACUAUGUUCUUCAGUGCAAGCCUGGCCACCCUAUUCUUCGUGAAAUAAUUGCAUCUAUCACAGAAAAUACCUUGCGUUUGAGGCGUACACUUAAAGAUGGCGAACAACUUGCAUUGGAAGGUCUGUCGAAUCAGAAGUCAUUGGCAAUUCUGAAAUGGACAGGAAGUGGACUCUGGACUGAUACAGUUUUGGAAUACCUUAAUGACUACGUGAAACUGUCAAUUUACCAAUCAGUGACGUGGAAAGACUUCCAUGGCUUGGAAAACCCCAAGUUGGUCAGUGAUGUCUUGGUUUUGCCGAUCAAAUCUUUCGCUUCUACUGUUGAAGUUUCUAAAGAUGGUAAGAUUGGGGAUCCAAUCGCCUUUGUAAAGCAUUUCCUGGCAAAUAUUUGGAAGUCUGGUUAA
Candidozyma duobushaemuli is the source of this 1176-nucleotide messenger RNA. RefSeq names its product alpha-1,6-mannosyltransferase (gene HOC1). Gene Ontology annotation, biological process: protein N-linked glycosylation. Lineage: Eukaryota; Fungi; Ascomycota; Pichiomycetes; Serinales; Metschnikowiaceae. Gene Ontology annotation, cellular component: mannan polymerase complex. The transcript has a single exon. The record is from RefSeq and is a predicted model, not a curated record. Gene Ontology annotation, molecular function: alpha-1,6-mannosyltransferase activity. The coding region runs from base 1 to 1176 and encodes 391 amino acids.